CGGGCGGGCUGCGCGAGUGGGCGCGGGCCGAGGGGCCAGAAAGUCUACGCUGGAGAUGGACUUUUAAUGGUGGAGAGACUUCUGCAGCCACAGUGGGAGGAUAUCAUCACUUAUAGACUUCUUAAAGGCUCCUGAUGGGGACACUGAGGCCCGACUGGUGAAGUAACUUGCCAAAGCCACACAGCAAGAUCCAGGGAGCAGCAUCAGGGGAAGGGAGACAAUGGUCUCAGUGACGAUGGCCACUUCCGAGUGGAUCCAGUUUUUUAAGGAAGCCGGCAUUCCUCCAGGACCUGCUGUCAAUUACGCCGUGAUGUUUGUAGAUAACAGAAUCCAGAAGAGCAUGCUCUUGGACCUCAACAAGGAGAUCAUGAAUGAGCUAGGGGUGACUGUGGUCGGUGACAUCAUUGCCAUCCUCAAGCAUGCCAAGGUGGUACACCGCCAGGACAUGUGCAAAGCUGCCACUGAGUCGGUGCCCUGCAGCCCCAGCCCCCUCCCAGGCGAGGUUCGUCGAGGCACCUCCUGUGCUGCUUCCCGAAUGAUCGCCAACAGCCUGAACCGCGACUCCCCACCCGGGACUCCCCCAAGGCGGCCGGAUACCAGCACCUCCAAGAUAUCCGUCACCGUGUCCAACAAGAUGGCAGCAAAGAGCGCCAAGGCUGCCGCAGCCCUCGCCCGCCGGGAGGAGGAGAGCCUGGCUGUCCCCGCCAAGCGGCGCCGGGUCACUGCUGAGAUGGAAGGGAAAUAUAUCAUCAACAUGCCCAAAGGCACCACCCCCCGGACCCGCAAGAUCCUGGAGCAGCAGCAGGCGGCCAAAGGUCUCCACAGGACGUCCGUGUUUGACCGCCUCGGCGCCGAGACCAAGGCAGACACGACGACGGGGCAUAAACCCACGGGAGUCUUCAGCCGCCUGGGGGCCACUCCAGAGAUGGAUGAGGAUCUGGCUUGGGACAGCGACAAUGACAGCAGCAGCUCUGUCCUGCAGUACGCCGGGGUCCUGAAGAAACUCAGCCGGGGUCCAGCGAAGGCCAGUCCCCAGCCGGCACUGACUGUCAAAGCCAAGGCCACAAGUUCAGCAGCUACAGCCACUGCCCCAACCCUACGGCGCCUGGCGCUUUCCCCACGUCCUGGACUAGAGAGGAAGCCAGAGUCCCUGUCCAAAGUCAGCAUCAUCCAGAGACUGGGCAAGGCUGCCCUUGUGCCUGAGGCCCAGGACAGCCAGGUCACGAGCACCAAGAGUUCUUCCUGGCUAUGGUGGCAGCUCAGACUUUGAUGACCUUGACAGUUUUGAAGAACACUGGUCAAGUUUCCGAUGGCCGGCAUUCCGAUUUGUCUGAUGUUUUUCUCAUGGUUAGAGAGGGUUGUGUUUUUCAGAGGAAGUGCUCAGAAGUAUAUACCAUUUGGUCACAUAGAUUUGUACUGUGUAUCAUGGUUUACGUUGACCUGACUUGACCCCAACCACCUGCUAUUUGUCAGGUUUCUCCAUGUUGGAUGCUUUGAAGGGAAGUCACUGCAAGGCUCACACCGAAGCUCUGUGUGUGUGUGUGUGUGUGUGUGUGUCUGUGUGUGAUGUUCCACCUCCCAAGGGCAAAGUGAUGACAUAAAUUAUUUGGAAUUCUUCUGUAAGGGAUCUUUGUCUCUUCUCCCUUCUUACUAACUUAUUCAAUCAUUUAUUUUUAUCACUAUGGCCUUGUGGAUUUUUUUUAAGAUUGAUUUAUUUAUGCAUACAAGAGCUGGGGUGCAGGCCAGAGGUGCAGGAGGUGAGAGGAUUCACCAGAGACAGAGUGGCGAGCAGAACAGGCAGACUGACUGAAAUACACUGCUGAGAGGAGCAGCAGGCGAGACAGGAGAGGUCUGCCGCGCCAUGUGGGUAGCUCCCUGGCCAGUGAUCAAACUCGUGCUGUGGUGGCUGCUAGUAGCUUGAUAGUGCUGAGACUUAACACCUUGCACCACUAAGGAGACCCCUAAAAUAAAUCUUAAAAAAAAAAAAAUAUUAAGGGCUAACUGGUUCAGUCACAUCAGAAUCAUCAGUCACUUGAUUUGCUUCUUUUAUUUUGGUUAGGCCUUGCAGGACCCAAGACUGACUUUUGCAAUGAGACAGGGGUUCAGAGCAUAUACACCUACCUUCACUGUAUUAACAUUUCCCCCCAAACUGCCCCUUACUCCCCUGCCAUGUUUAUUUAGUACAAUGCUUGCUCCUAAGUGACCCGAGUCAUAUCCACCUCCUAGAUGGUGUGUUUUGAGGACAAACUUUGCUCUGCAGCUGUGUGAUCUUGGGCAAGUUCCUCAACUUCUCUGUGCUUCGCUUCCCUCUUGAGGAAGAUGGGAGUAAAAGUAGCACCUGCUCUCAGGAUGAUCAUUGAGGACAAAAUGAGUUUUGUGUGACGGGCUUAAAACAGUGCUAGGCCCAGUGCUUUUUAAUCUUAUCACUGAAUUCAGUGAUUUUCAGGGAUGAUUUUCAGCACCAGCAUUAAAGGGCCUUUGAUGACACUCUUAUUAGCUACAAAAAGGGCUUUUUGAGUAACUAUUUAAUAUAAUUGUAAAUUUAUAGUAAAGUAGCAAGAACAGUACAAGGGAUUCCUGUGUGUGCUUUGUCUAGAUUUGACAAUUAUUUGCUGCAUUUGUCUCCCUGUUCCCUCCUCCACCCCAAUAUAUACACACAUAAACAUAUAUACCUACCUGCAUGCUGUGGUUUUGGAUCCUUUGAGAAUUAAGUUGAAGAACAUCAUGCCCCCUUUGCUUUGGAAUAUUUCCGUUUGCAUUUCCUAAGAACAAGAGCAUUCUCUUUUCACAAACACAGCACAGUGAUCAAAAUCCAAGAAAUCUGACCUGGACACAGUAUGCUUAUCUAAUUCACACUUCACAUUCCAGUGUCAUCAAUUGUCCAACAGCUGCCAAUUUCCCUCCUGGCUCAGAACCCAGCUCUGGAUCACAUGUAGCAUUUAGGCAUUCUGUAAAAGCUUCCUGUUAAACAGUGAUUGUUUAAUGGCUUGAAGAAAGUUCUGCUCACUUGAUUCCAAGACUUGCUGUCUGCAAGUCAGCAGGGGUCCAGCAGGGAUGCGCUACGCAUGUGGCGCCACCUUGUGGCAACAGUGCACAUAAGUUUAUAAAUCACCUUGGCAGAUGUGAAAUAACUCCCUUCUUGAGGAGUUAAUAUCACCUAAAAAAAAUUAGGUGAUAUUCAUGUUAUCCAUUUGUCUUAAUAUGUGGGAAAUGAUGUCUUAGGUCUUUUUUGUUUCAAAUGCACAUACUUUAGCGUAAAACAAGACUUUGCUGUAUCUCAAAUCUGAACCCACACAGGUGAAGCCCUGUGCUUUGGGUAAAAAUAAGGACUCGGCCUGAGACAUAUUUAGGAAUAGAGUUGGGCAUCUCAACAUUACAGCUGUGUGAUGUUUUGUGAGAGACUUGCCCUGUCUGGGCCUGUGUUUACUUCUGCAAAAUAGGUCUUACACAGACUUCUACCUGCAAAAACAUUUAAUGAGGCCAUGGAUAUAUUAUAGUUGCUGGCACUGUCACUGAUACGGACUUCUUCAAUAAAGACAAAAAGAAGAUUAUUAUUUGUUUUUUGAACAAAUAAUAACUUGUCUACUUUUUGUGAGUAGACAAGUUCUGACCUUAAAGAAAAUUCAGCCCAGUAUAGAGCUUCAAGCUUCCUAAUCAAAACCAUAUUCAGUCAAGACAUACUUACUAAUCCCCAAGUCCCAGUUACGUGCCAGGCAUUGUUCUAGGGACUGGGAAUACAGCGGUGCUCGAGACAAGGUCUUUACCCUCAAGGGCAAAUUUAGAUUCUGCUUUGGGGGAAGAUAGUUACAAAAUAAUAUCCUUUAGUGUUGAGGGCUCAGUAGGGAAUUUUAAUAGGGUAAUGAGAUAAAAAAGAGCACGGUUCUUCUGGAUUUGAGGGUGGCCGGGGAAGAGCUUCCUAAAAAGGUGAAAUUUGAAGUGAGUUCUCUAAAAGACAAGAAAGGACCAGUUAUGCAAAGAUCAGGACUAAGGGGGUGAGACAUCCAGGCAAAAGGAAGAGCAAGAGCCAAAACCUGGGGGUGGGAGCGAGCUUGGCUUUUUGGAAGAGUGGAGAAAAGAUGAAGAAACAUGGUGGUCAGGGGCAAACCAAGGUCAAGAUGAAAUCAGAA
This is a messenger RNA of Talpa occidentalis (Iberian mole), 4127 nucleotides long. RefSeq names its product chromosome unknown C19orf47 homolog (gene CUNH19orf47). NCBI's taxonomy places the organism in Eukaryota, Metazoa, Chordata, Mammalia, Eulipotyphla, Talpidae. The coding region runs from base 221 to 1270 and encodes 349 amino acids. Gene Ontology annotation, cellular component: nucleus. The transcript is spliced from 12 exons. The record is from RefSeq and is a predicted model, not a curated record.